Molecule: messenger RNA, 157 nt
Organism: Paramuricea clavata
Lineage: Eukaryota; Metazoa; Cnidaria; Anthozoa; Malacalcyonacea; Plexauridae
Source: the annotation of a GenBank genome assembly
AUGGAAUCCGAUCAAAUGUUGUUCCGUGAAAGAAUGCUUUCUGAAAUUAUGGAAUUAAAAACCAAAGUUACAGAGCUUGACUCCACCAUACAAGUACAAAAUGCGGAAAUAAAACAGCUUAAGUCAGAAAAUGAGCGUCUGCUUGGCAUGCAUCCUA